Molecule: messenger RNA, 5036 nt
Organism: Nannospalax galili (Upper Galilee mountains blind mole rat)
Lineage: Eukaryota; Metazoa; Chordata; Mammalia; Rodentia; Spalacidae
Product: zinc finger protein 345
Exons: 3
Coding region: 1853-4129 (758 amino acids)
Biological process (GO): regulation of DNA-templated transcription
Molecular function (GO): RNA polymerase II cis-regulatory region sequence-specific DNA binding; DNA-binding transcription factor activity, RNA polymerase II-specific
Source: RefSeq, a predicted model, not a curated record
CUUUUGAAAGAUAAGCCUUUCUUUGGCAAUAGACUGGAAACCACCUAGAGCCCAUAUAGAAGAGGAAGCAGCCCCACCCACUAUGAUAUUGUCAGGGCUGAGGUCACCUGCCUUGAGCCCCAUUCAUUCUUUUCAGACCUGCUGCACACUAGACCCUGAUGAAGCAACCAGGACACAUACCACUUGAAGACAAGUGGUCUUCACAUUCUCUCUGUGGGUUUAUUUUUUUCAUUACCACCUUACUUUCUUAUAAUCAAGUGAAAGAAUUCUGCAUGUAUAUCCCAGCUAGCUUUUACCUGCUGAGCCAUCUCACCAGCCCUAUUAGUUGUUUUAUUUUUGGGCUUUGGGGGGGUUAUGGUGGUGAGCUUUUAUUACAUCAUAACUUUAAAUUCCUGAGAUGACUCCAAGUAUAUUUAAUCCCACAGUCCCUGUCAUUAUCUGUGAUUAACAGGCCAUGCUAUGAGCAAUUGUAACCAUUUCACAUCGAAAUUUAUCUUUCCGUGUCUUUUUAUGGGUUUCAUAUAAGAGUGUCACUGAACUGAUUGAUUUUUAUCAUAUGCUAUAUGAUAAGCACCUUCUGUAAGCUACAUCAUUAAACAUUCACAAGAGACAAGCAAGUUUAACAUCAGUGCCCUCAACUUGAAAAACAGGUACUUUUAUAAAAUUUGAUGUUGUAAUUAAAAACACACAAAAGAAAAGCCCACGACCAGACACUUUCAUGGCUAACUUCUACUAAACACACAAAAAUACCAAAACCUUCUUAUGCUCUUCCAAAAUUAUUUUUUUGAGGUUGAUAUCAUGCUAGCACUACAGUAAGUCACAGGCAGCAAAAGAAAGGGAAAAUGUAGACCAGUAUCACUGAUAAACAUAUACAUAAAACUUUUCAAUAAAAUACUAGCAAGCAAAAUUCAGAAGUACAUCAAAAUUAUACAUCAUAACCAAGUGAUAUUUACAUCAUGUAAAAUAAAGUCAGUUUAACAUACCCAAAUCUAACAAAGGAAAAUUGUCAAAGAAAAGGCAUUUGACAAAGUUCAACACCCCUGUGCCCCCAGGAGAGCUGUCUCCCCUAUCUGUUUCAAAAGUAUAGAGCUCUUACAAAUAAAUUUUAUGUUAAGCAUAUGCUAUAAUGGCAACAAUUAGGAUAUGCUGGGUUGUUUUUACAAUCAAUCUGACCUUUUUCUUUACAUUUCUUAACUUGAAUAAUAGAAAAUGUUAAUUACAUUUGUGCUUGGUGGUUUCUUGUAUUUGAUAUUGCUGUCUUAAAGAACGCUUCCCAUUCCAAAGCUCAGGCUGUCGCCUCAGGAGACCAGUCUAGAAAAGUUACGGAAGUUUAAAAAAAUUAUUCCUCUGCUUUUGUGAAUCACAUAUACACAUACAGUAUAAUUCCUACAAGGAUACGACCUUACAAAAAAGUUAAAUGCACUUGUCCCCUUAGGUGGCUAGGUUCUCCCACAGAAGCCUUGCCCUGAAAGAGCCGCAGCCAAGGAAUUUAACAUUCAGGCCUCACAGGACGGUGCUAUCUGCUGUCACUCAGAACUUGAAGGGGUGGCACUUGAAGGUUUCCGUAUUAGGAGGGUUGAGACGCUAUCCAAUCGGGCACGGAGUUAGAGCCAAGGGUUGGUUGGGCCUUCAUACUCUCGCGGCACUUCGUCUCCGAACCAGAAGUACUAGGAUCUGCUCCACGUUACGGGAGGCCGCAGUGUCGGUAGUGCAGCUACUGUCACUGUGACCUGCAGGUGUUGGAGCUGCAAGUGCAGGACGCGGACACCCGGAAGCCAGGGCAUGGUAAGCGAGCGGUAUCCUGAGACUGCGUUGGGAGCGCAUUUAUGGUGGACUCCGAAGUCUGCAGGAUAUGUUGACAUUUGGGGACGUAGCCAUUGAUUUCUCUCCAGAGGAGUGGGAAUACCUGAACCCUGCUCAGCAGAAUUUAUAUUGGGAUGUGAUGAUAGAGAACUACAGAAACUUUGUCUCUUUGGCCAUGUCUCCUCACUAUACCCAAGGCUUUUCACCAGAACAGAACAUAAAAUAUUCAUUCCAAAAAGUGAUCAGUGGAAAACCUGGAAACUGUGGCCUUGACAGUUUACACUUAAGGGAAGAAUGGGAAAGUGUGGGUGAAAAUGAAAGUCAAAAAGCCUGUCAUGAUGGACAUAACCAAUGUGUGAUCACUAAUAAUAAUGAAAAUGUCACUGCCAGUAGAGAUCAAGAACAGAAAACAUCUGAGAAAACUUAUGUCAGGCCAGUUCAGUUUGAUAGGCCGUAUGUUUACAGAAGUCAAUAUCCACAGCAGUUUUUGAAACAUACCUUCCCUAUAAAAGGGAAUUUGGGAAAUCUGAAAACAGACCCAGUCCAUGCUUCAUUUAAUAAUUUGAACAAUUUCAAAUGUGCCACUGGGAUAAUCUUUCACUCAAACGUUUCUAUAGACAAGAGAUUUAAAAACAAAGAACAAAAGUCUACAUGUGAUCAAUUAACAAGUUCUCUUAAGAAGAGCUUGUUAGUCUGCAGUCAAUACACAGGUCUUUCCUGUGCCCAGAUAAACAGCUGUAAUAAAUGUGGGAUAUUUGGUAUGCAUCCAUUAUUAUUUGAUCAAAAUCCAGAUAUAAAUACUUGGAAAAUCCAAUAUGCAUGUAAAGAAAGUAGGAAUACCUUUAUUAAAGGAUCUACCUCAAAUAAUUUCAGGAAUAUUUAUAUUGGAGAAAAUACUUAUCAGUGUAACAAAACUCAUAACAAUCUUGACAAUGAUUCAAAUCAUAGUAAACAUCAGUAUACUAAUUUUCCAAAGAACCUCUGCAAAUAUGAAAUCUUUCAUCAACAAUUAAAAAUUACUGCUCAUCAAUGGACCCAUUCUCAGAAUAAGCCUUGCAAGAAUGUAGGUUGUGACACAGCCGUAUUUACUCAAAACUCAAACCCUCUUAAACAUAGAGUUCAUCAUGGAGAGAAACCCUACAAAUGCAAUGAAUGUGGCAAAGUCUUUAACUACUGUUCAGCCUUUACCAGGCACCAGAGAAUUCACACAGGAGAGAAACCCUACAGAUGUAAAGAAUGUGGCAAAGCCUUUAGCCGUGGAUCAACCCUUAUUGAACAUCAGAGAAUUCAUGCUGGAGGGAAGCCAUAUAGAUGUAAAGAAUGUGCUAAGUCCUUUACCUACUGGACAAGCCUUAGACAACAUCACAGAAUUCACACAGGAGAGAAACCCUACAGAUGUAAAGAAUGUGACAAAGCCUUUGACUAUUGUUCAACCUUUACUAGACACCAGAGAAUUCAUACAGGAGAGAAACCCUACAGAUGCAAAGAAUGUGACAAAGCCUUUAACCAUUUUUCACACUUUACUCAACACCAGAGAGUUCAUACUGGAGAAAAACCCUACAAAUGUAAAGAAUGUGACAAAGCCUUUACCCACUGGUCAGGCCUUAAACAACAUCACAGAAUUCAUAGUGGCGAGAAGCCCUACAGAUGUGAAGAAUGUGGGAAGACCUUUAACCAUUGUUCAAGCCUUAGAAAACACCAGAGAACUCACACAGGAGAAAAACCCUACAAAUGUGAAGAAUGUGGCAAGGCCUUUAAAUAUUGUUCAUCCUUUAAUAAGCACCAGAGAAGUCAUACAGAAGUCAAACCCUACAAAUGUAGAGAAUGUUGCAAAGCCUUUAAUGACAGUUCACAGCUUGCUCAACACUUGAAAGUUCAUACUGGAGAAAAACCCUACAAAUGUAAUGAAUGUGGCAAAGCCUUUAGACAUUGCUCGACCUUUACAAGUCACCAGAGAAUUCAUACUGGAGAGAAACCCUACAAGUGUAACAAAUGUGAUAAAGCCUUUAAGUAUUAUUCAUCCUUUACUAAACACCACAAAAUUCACACAGGAGAAAAACCAUACAAAUGUGAACAAUGUAGUAAAGCUUUUAGCCAUUGCUCACUUCUUACUCAACACCAAAGAAUUCAUACUGGAGAGAAACCCUACAAAUGUGAAAAAUGUGGCAAAGCCUUUAGGCAUUGUUCAUCAUUUACUAGACACCAGAGAAUUCACACUGGAGAGAAACCCUACAAAUGUAAAGAAUGUGAAAAGUCCUUUAGCCAGUGUUCAAUCCUUAGAAAACAUUACAGAAUUCACACUGGAGGAAAAUCCUAUAAAUGUUAGGAAUGUUGCAAAAGCUUUAACCAGUGCUCAAAUUUUACAAAACAUUACAAAAUUUAUACUGCAAAGAAACCCUGCAAAUGUUAGGAAUGUGCCAAAACCUUUUAAUAAAAGUGAAAACCUUUUUGACAUCAGGAAAUUCAUACUGGAGAGAAACAUUGUAGAUACAGUAACUGUUAAAAGACCUUUGUCUUAAAUGUAUGCAUGAGAGAAUAGCAAAAUAUAAUUACAGGAGAAAAACUCUUUGCAGAUGUAAGGAGUGUAGAAAGCCUUUCAUGAGACUUUAAACCUAAAAUAUUUGCUCUUGGAAUAUAGAAAAUAGGGAAAUGAGGUUUUGGUUUUGUUGGGUUUUGUUUUUUGUUUUUUUUAACAGGACUAGCUAUAGCCUCACCUGCUAGAUAAGCACUCUACCUUUGACCUACAUCCCUAGCCCAGCAAGACUCAUUGCUUAAAAUUUGCUAGAUAUCAUUAGUUUAUAUAGAAAUGAGUCCUCAUGGACAUCAGAGGAUUGUGCAGACAGUUCCCUUCCAAAAAUGGUAUCAUUUCAUUACAUAUCUGAAGUUUCUCAAUAGCCUUGGUUUUAGACACCAGAGAAAACACCACAUUCACAUAGAUCAUUAUAUCUAAGGAACAAAACUUACUCCCAAGAAUUUGUAAUCUGUAUUAUUACAGAAACCAAACAGAGGAUUUUGAAAUGCUUUAUUCAGAUUAUGUACAUUUUCAUUAAGUAAAAGUGAAUAUUCCUAAUGAGCUGUUGCUGUUGUGUUUUGAGUGAAUUGUCACACUAAACCUUUCCAUCAUUACUCAAGGUUCUAUGUAAUAGAUAUUUGUGAUACACAUAGACAAGUAGUGGAAUGUCCUGUCUAGUAACUGUUUUCCCAAUGUUAUACUUUUAAAUAUUUGGAGACAA